Messenger RNA from Protopolystoma xenopodis, 237 nucleotides. NCBI's taxonomy places the organism in Eukaryota, Metazoa, Platyhelminthes, Monogenea, Polystomatidea, Polystomatidae. The record is from the annotation of a GenBank genome assembly.
UCCGUCGACUCUAUCACUGGUCCCCUGUUUGUUCCCUUUCGGUUGCCACCCUCCCUUUUCUGUUGCUCCGCUCCCCCGCAUCCACCUUUCUUGUGCUUCUGCGAACACUGUAUGUGCACAGCAGACCUAUUAGAAUUGCCCUGCCGGCUGUCCGAGUGGUCUUCGAGGCGAAUGGCAACACCUCCUGAGAUGCCUGCCUCUGUCGAUGGAUGGAUAUGCACUGAGAGUGGUUGGUGA